This is a messenger RNA of Lathyrus oleraceus (garden pea), 5825 nucleotides long. RefSeq lists its product as uncharacterized. The transcript is spliced from 2 exons. Bases 868 to 2151 code for a protein of 427 amino acids. Lineage: Eukaryota; Viridiplantae; Streptophyta; Magnoliopsida; Fabales; Fabaceae. The record is from RefSeq and is a predicted model, not a curated record.
GUUCCGAAUAUCUUUAUGAUUAGUUUAGAAUUAUGAUAAUUAGAAAUGUUAGAAUAAUUAGAUAGUUUAGAAUUAAUUGGAAAUGUUAUUAGAAUUAAUUGAUAUUAGGAGUAGUUUAGAUAAUUAGAAUAAUUAGAUAAUUAGAAAUAAUUCUAGAAUAGUCUAAUAGAUUUCUUAGAAAUAAUUAGAUGUGAUUAGGAGGUUAAUUGUUUAGUUACUGUUAAUGAUUAGAAUUAAACAAUUUUAGAUUAGAAUUACUUAGAUUUUAGAAAUAUUUAGUCUAGGUUAGAUAUAAAUAGAAUUUUGGUUCAAAAUUAACCCCUAACUGUGAAAUGACUAUUCUACCCCUAGGCUUAGAAAUAAUUCAAUUUUGCAUGCUCCCUUAAUUUUAGGACAUGUUGGUAUUUGAUUAAAUGAGCUUCAUGUGGAGUUUGAGCUUCUGUUCUGGACUUUUUCCCUCUUUUGACCCUAGGCUUCGACCUAGUGGUUUGGACUUAUCAUUUAAAUUGUGAUUUCAGGUUCAAGAAUACAUCCCCAUGAGUGAUGAUGCUCUUUCAUUUGAGCUUAACCAUUUGUUGUUGUUGGCUAACAAUAGUGUGUUUUGUAGGCCUUAAUGGAGGAUUCACUUGUGUUCAUGGAUUGCUCAUUGUUGUCUGACUGGAUUUGUCUGUUUGUGUGAUAUUGACUGUUGAUUGUUUGUUUGAAUUGUGUACUGACUGGUUGGCUAUUUACACAGGUACUUUAGUAGCUUUAACUCAUUGCUUGAGUUGCAUAGCUUGGUUUGUGGUUUGCUUACCACUGAGGUGUCAACCGGUGCGCGUAGCUUGUUUGCUCAGAUAUCCUGCUAGGGGCAACAAAUCCGAACUGAUGGGUCUUCCCAACGCCGACAUCCUUGAGCUGAAAGAGAUGAUGAAGGGAUUGUUCAGUAUUGUGCAAGGGCUUGCCUUGGGACAGAAGGCCAUGGCCGAAAGAUUGGAAAGGAUCGAAAAGUGGCUGAUGGUGGAGAAAGUUCAGGGAAAAGCUCAGUCAUCCGAGGUGGCAAAUCCCUCUGGCACUGUGACAAAGAAACUUUCUGACAGUGGUCCUUUCAAGAGGGAGGUUAAGCCAGUUGGUGUGCCGGUAAAAAGGGAACGUAGUCAGGAUCGUUAUCACCCUUAUGCUUCCACUGUAACCAUCCCUGUUGGUAAUCCACCUGCUCAACAGCAACAACUACCACCUCAACAGAAGGCGCCAAGGGUUAGGAGCCAGGUGAAGAAGAAAAAGGAGGAACGUCAGUUUGAGGAGCCACCUGUGACUUAUGCCCUCCUGUUCCAGAGGUUGAUGGAUCUGGGUUUGGUACGGCCGAGGAUAUUGAUUCCCAUAGAGCGGCAGAAUAGGCCUCCAAACUAUGAUGAGAAUGCUAGUUGUGUGUUUCAUUCUGAGAUGCCCGGACAUAGCAUUGAGGGCUGUAGAGCUUUUAAGCAUGUUAUCCAGGACAUGGUGGACUCUAAGACCAUCAACUUAGCACAGAUCAUGAAGGGGGAUGUCAACCCUGUGCCCAGGCGGGGUCCUGUGAAAGUCAAGAUGGUAAAGAAGGCCAAGAAAGGGAUGGAGGUGACUGAGGAAGAUCAGUUAAAAGUUCCAAUGGCUGUGGUCCCCAAAUCGCUGAGGCAGGAUGGAGCUUUCCCUGCUAUUGAUAAUACUUGUGCAACCGUCGCCACAGAGGGAGGUAUGCUGACAAGGGAUACCACCCAGAGGAUCAAGGAAGAGGAAAUAGACAAGGAAAAAUUUGAAACACCCAGUCAAGCAAUCGAAACCGCCAAGGUGGAGAAUGCUGUUGAGAAGGAGAAGAAGUUGUCCAUUUCUUCUUAUAAACAAGCUUUGGAGGUGGUGAAGAACAAAGAGGCCCGAGGCUGGGGAAGGAUCAUUGACAUAGUGGUAAAGGCAGACAUGUUCGGGAUUGGUUAUCCAGAUCAAGAGUCGUCUAGACCAAACAGAGGACGUCGUCCACCGUACAUCUUCGUCAGUGCAGGAAUGCUGAAUUCUGAUCAAGCUUGUUCAGUGAGUGAGGAGAUCGACCGUGACCGCGAGCUAGAGUUGUGGAUAAAGUCGUGCGUACCAGGCAACUGGAAGGCCUCCAAAAGCACCACUGUCGCUCAUCCGGAAGUGUAGUAUUUCUGUGUUUUGAUUUUGUUUGCAUGAAAGCCAUACGUUUUGCCCGAAACGUAAUGGUCCAUUGUAAGGGCCAUCUCAUGUGUUUCAUUGUGCAACAUUUUGCAUCGGUAAUAAAUGGAUGUUUUUGUGAUUAAAAGCGGUAUUCCCUGUUCUUCAUUUUUUGCAGUUUUAAAAAAUAAAAUAAAAAUGGAAAUGUUUUUAUUUUCUUUCCUUUUGACUCAUUUGGUUCCGACCUCAAAAGUGAUUACCCUCCUGAUCUCAUCGAUAACAAUUUGGUUACACCUCUAUAUGACUUCGACAAUCCAAGCUAUCAUGCCGAAGAAUAAGGCGAAGAAGAUUGUGAUCUGCUGGAAUUAGCUAGGUUGUUGAAACAAGAGGAGAAGGUGAUUCAACCACACGAGGAGCGAGUCAAGAUGGUAAUCCCAAGUACCACCGAGGUCAGGAAGUGAAAGUUGAGGCCGCUUCAGAGGCAAGUCAAGAACAGAAUGGUAGCCCUGUUAAAAGAGCAGGUUGAUAUGUGCGCCUGGUUGUAUCAAGCUACACCAGGGUAGAAUACCCAUGUUGUGGGGCACGAGCUACCAUCGAGAGAAGACUAUCCUCUAGUGAAGAAGAAAACCGGCGCCACGGAUCGAAGGUCUACAGUGACUUUGUUUCAUGAUAUGACUCAUCGUGAAAGCGAAUGCCAUGUUGAUGACAUGAUGACAAAGUCCCAAGCAGAAGAGGGGCACCCGGUGGACUUGAUCCAGUUGUUGACAGGUAGAGAUAACUCAUACCGUUGAGAUCGAAUCAGUGCACUUAUGGAGUGCUGUCCGGUGAACUGCCGAGGCUUGUUGUGGGCAAAUCAGAGGAAUCGAGGACGAUCCUGUGAACAAAAAAAAAAGAAGAAAAAAACAGAAGAAAAAAAAACAAUACUAGAGACGCCUGAACCAAAAAAAAAAGAAGAGAGAAAGAGAUCAAUGGUCAGGUGGAAUGAUGACUGCCAAGGGGCAUGGAAAGAUGAAAGAAAGAAUAAGUUGCAGGAACCUCCGAUUCUAAUGCCUCCCGUGGAAGGAAUAAAUGUUAACCUGGUACUUGACAGCCCUCAAGGGGUCUACGAGGUGUUUAUAGGGUCAGCAUGACUAGUCUUGUCGAAAAGAGCAUGCAAUUUACCUAAGCAAAAAGUUUAUCGACUGUGAAACAAUACACUCACUGCUCGAGAAAACUUGAUGUACUUUGGCAUAGGCUGCUCGCCGAUUGAGACAGUGUAUGCUGAUUCAUACCACCUUGUGGAUGUCCAAAAUGGAUCUGAUCAAGUAUGUGCUCGAGGAGACAGCGUUGACCGGACGGGUUGCGAGAGGGCAAAUGGUGUCAACUGAAUACGAUAUUCAGUAUAUCUCCCAGAAAGCAAUCAAGAGGAGGGUAUUGUAUGGUUAUCUCGCCCAACAACCCAUCGAUGAUUCUCAACCAAGGAAGUUUGAAGUCCCUGAUGAGGACAUCUCGAGGUACUCAAAUCGAAAGAUUGAGAGUGACCGAUCCCGGAGGAGGGGCCUGACCCUGAAUCCGAACGGAUUAUGAUGUCUGAUGGGGAGAGUUUAAAGUGAAUGAGCUAGUGCUUCCCCGAUAACAGUUGAAUGCACCAACGAUGGUGGCUGAGUACGAAGUCGGUAUCCUGAGUGUCGUACUUCGGUACGUGCAUCUACUGGGGCAACGCCUUCCUCACUCCGGUAUGGGAUGAAGGUUGUACUACCAUUUGAGACUCCGGUUUCGUCAUGGGGUCCCGUUGGACGUAGACUUGAAAAAGAUGAGUGGAUUAGGACUCGGUAUGACACGUUGAGCCUGACCGCGGGAAAAAGUUCGACAGUUACUUGUCAUGGGGCGGUUGUACCCAGUAAAUGAAGCGUGUUGUUAACCGAGAAGUGGGACCUCGUGGGUAGCAUGGAAGAGAUGUGAUGUUGAAAAAGAUCCUUCCUCCUCAACGAUCGUGGGGCAAAUGGAUAAGCAGUUAUGAAUGUCCAUUCGUGGUCAAAAAAGUCUCCUCUGACAGAGCUUUGUGAUCGAUAACCACGAAUGAUGAAGAUUUUCCAUCCCCUGUGAAUGCGGACGCAGUUAAAAGAUACUUCGUGAAAAAUUGACCCGCUGGACAAAAAGAAUAAAAGAGUCCAGGCAAAAAAGGGCAUCCCGGCGAACCAAGGAAAAAAGAGAAAAGGUUCGGGCAAAAGUUAGGGAUAAUGAAAAAACUGUACACCCGGCAAGUCGAAAACCCCACAAGGGCGACUUGGGCAAAAAAGGGUAUCCCGGUGGACUGAAACCCGAAAGGGCGGUCCAGGCAAAAGAGGGAUUGAAACGAACAACUACGUCCAGCAUGAUCGUUUGUGCUUUGGUUAAGACAUCUCAGCUAAUCUCCGACAGAGACCGAUUGGAAGCGUCCUGUUCGGAAGGCCGAAAGUGCGGAAAGUCUUGAGGACAUAUGGGGUGUAACCAAGUUGGAACCCGAUGAGAUCACGGUUUCACAUUGCCAUUAGGAUAGAUUUUUCCUUUUGUGCGCAAUCACCUCUUUCCAGGGUUUGCUUCCUGUGGGUUGCUCAAUUCUGAGCCAUCCUUUUUGUUUCGGUCAAUAAAGCGUGUGUUCAGUCAAAUAUUUUUGUUUUUGUUUUCAUUACCGCUUUGAUUACGAAAACAGCCGUUUAUUUUGAUAAGAAUAUUUGCAUUUUGAAACAUGGAGGUCCCUUCCGAUGCAUGCUUAUAAGAUUGAAAUCUGGAAAUCUUAUUCGGAAGUUUGAGUGACCAAGAUGUUGAAGUGUUGGCACGCCUGGGGCACGCUUUUAUCUAACAAUCUCUUGUGCAGGUGCUGUUAAAUAUCUUCAUUCGCUGACAGGUGGUGAUAUGAAGCCUUUUGAAAAAAAAAAAAGAUCCCCACAGAGUCCAACCAGGGGCAAGGGAUAGAAGAACAGUGAAAGGACGACGAAAGAAGGACGACGAUCCUGGGAGGGUUAAUCAAGAAGACUCUUCAAAGUCUAAAGACUGGAAAGUUUGCAUGGACCCCAGGAAUUCGAUCCUCGUGGGAUAGAUCAGAAAAGUCUAGACGAUUCUGGAAGUUCUCAAAAGCGGAAAGUCAACACUGUGGUAGGAUGAUGAACACCAGUGUUCGACGAAUCGAAGGGCGGCCCGUGUCCGAUAGGCCGUAUUUCCCCCAAUGGAUUUGAGACUGUCAUCUCCCUAGCAGAUUCGAGGUCGGUGCCUCCUCAGCAAGCCUGAAGGUUACCGUAUCCCCAGCGGAGUUGUGACUGUUUCCCAAGUCUGAAGCUGUCUUCCCAGCAGAGUUUGUGUUGAUGAUUCUCCCCCAGCAAGGUCCCCAAGCGGAUCGGGUUCGGCAAAAAUUAUCCCUGGUAGAGAUAAGGAUUGGUUGCCUCCCCUAGCAGGGUAAUCUCUAAGCAGUUCGGGUUCGAUGGAGUUCAUCCCCAGUAAGGUUUGUCUUUCCCCAGCAGGGUGGAAAUGGAAGUGGUAAUGAGAUCCUCAGCGCAGUUCCUGGAGUUCCCCGGUGCUGUCUCUGGGGGAGACGUGUUUUUAUGCAUUCAUCAUGUAGAUAAGCAUAACAUAUUGCAUCAUUAGUGUGUGGCAUUUCCAUGAUCAUGGAGCAUUACGCUAAAAAAAAAAAAAAACUCAUGCAUCUGCAUUGCACGCAUAUCCAUUAU